UUUGUAUAGAAUCUAGGGUUUCAUCUUAUUCAAGGGCAUUCACCCCCGGCUUCGUGCUAAGAUGGACGACGUGUUCGAAGAGGAGGCAGAGCAGACAGUGACGAUCCAUGAGUACCUUAAGGAUGUCGAAGAACAAGAGCUAGAAGCGGAUUUGGUUUUGGGAGGGGAUGAAGGCAAGGAGUGCACUUACAACAAAGGUUAUAUGAAAAGGCAGGCGAUUUUCUCGUGCCUGACAUGUACUCCAGAUGGUAAUGCUGGGGUUUGCACAGCAUGUAGCCUCUCUUGCCACGAUGGACACGAGGUCGUGGAGUUAUGGACGAAGAGAAACUUCAAGUGUGAUUGUGGAAAUUCAAAAUUUGGGGCGUUAUUCUGCAAGCUUUUUGCAAAUAAAGAUCCAGAAAAUUCGGGGAAUGCAUACAACCAUAAUUUCAAAGGUUCCUAUUGCGAAUGUGGUCGCCCUUACCCAGAUCCAGAUGCUGAAGAACAGGUGGAGAUGAUACAGUGCUGCAUCUGCGAGGACUGGUUCCAUGAGAACCAUUUGGGUCUUCAGUCUCCUGAUGAGAUACCAAGAGAUGACGAAGGUGAACCAUUUUACGAAGAUUUCAUCUGUCAAGAAUGUGCUGUUAUCUGUUCUUUCUUGACCCUCUAUCCUCGAACCAUUUGGGCACCAUUGAGGCAAAGUGAUGCUCAGAUAGGUACUAGCAAAGAGAGUAACGUGCUGGGAGAUGCACAAUCAGCUUGUCCUUCCUCUCUGAAACUUGAUAAUGACAUUUGUUCUUCGGAGACAUUAAAAAAAGACUCUUCACCUCUCAGAGAAAUGUCUGCAAAAAUUAUAAGUUUAGAAGGUAAUGCUUCGGUAGAUGCACCAUCAGUUUGUUCGGCGGGGAAGCUGGAGGAGGGUGUAUUGCUUGCAGAAAUGCCUAUGAAAAUUAUGAAUUUAAAGCAGUGCUCACAGAAUCCUGAUGUAAGUUCCAGAUGCAUAGUUGGAGUAGAUCUCCGAGUAGCUCCAUUUGUCUUGGAGAAAGAGAAGCCAAUGUUCCUCUCCAAAAACUGGAGAGAUCUUCUAUGCAGGUGUGAUACUUGUACAGAAUUCUAUGCCUGCAAGGGUGUUUGCUUUCUGAUUGACAAGGAGGACACAAUUAUAGAAUAUGAGAAAAUGGCAAAGCAGAAGAGGGAGGAGAAGUUGCAGCAGCAGGAAGGAGUGGAGUUAAAUUUUCUCAACGGAUUAGGUCACGUCGAAAAAUUGGAGAUCAUGAAUGGGAUUUCAGAUAUGCAAAAUGAGCUUCGAUCCUUCCUGGAGUCUUCUGACCCAUCAAAACCAGUCACAACAGCCGAUGUCCAUCAGUUCUUUGAUAAUCUUUCAAAGAAGCGCCGGCGUAUACUGUAAGUUAUUUCCUGGAUAUUAUCAUAGACGUUUGUUUAACUGUAGCCUGUUGCACCUGGUUUUGGAUAAGAUCUCGAUUUGGUGACGAUUCCAAAUGCACGUAUAUUCU
This is a messenger RNA of Telopea speciosissima, 1493 nucleotides long. RefSeq names its product putative E3 ubiquitin-protein ligase UBR7. The transcript has 6 exons. Gene Ontology annotation, cellular component: cytoplasm. Gene Ontology annotation, molecular function: ubiquitin protein ligase activity; zinc ion binding. Bases 62 to 1387 code for a protein of 441 amino acids. Lineage: Eukaryota; Viridiplantae; Streptophyta; Magnoliopsida; Proteales; Proteaceae. The record is from RefSeq and is a predicted model, not a curated record.